CAAUGUCUUAUAACUUUGGGCAGGGUUUCAACACCACUCUAAAAUUUGUGGGGUUUCUGUGCUUCAUGAAUCUGAUUUUGCAGGUUAAUUCCAACCCUACUGCAGCUCCUAUGAAGCUGCCUAAUACAGAUUUUGCAGCCAAUGAUCAUUACUUGUUGCCCAAAGAUAGAGCUCCGCUUCCACCUGGCGGCCCCAAUCCAUGUAUCCCAGGAGUCGGGGGUAAAAGAUCAUGGCCCGAGUUGGUCGGCGAAAUUGGGGAAGCUGCAGCCGUAAAGAUAGAGCGAGAGAACCCUAAUGUUCGAGCAAUCAUUGUAGCGGAAAGCACUCCAAGUCCAACAAAGGACCGCAAGUGUGACAAAGUUUGGGUCUGGAUCGAUACAAACGGAGUCGUGACAAGGGUCCCUGGUGUACGCAACUAA
Molecule: messenger RNA, 419 nt
Organism: Prunus avium (sweet cherry)
Lineage: Eukaryota; Viridiplantae; Streptophyta; Magnoliopsida; Rosales; Rosaceae
Source: RefSeq, a predicted model, not a curated record